Peromyscus leucopus (white-footed mouse) is the source of this 2374-nucleotide messenger RNA. RefSeq names its product ubiquitin conjugating enzyme E2 W (gene Ube2w). The transcript is spliced from 6 exons. Bases 106 to 549 code for a protein of 147 amino acids. Lineage: Eukaryota; Metazoa; Chordata; Mammalia; Rodentia; Cricetidae. The record is from RefSeq and is a predicted model, not a curated record.
CAGUUCCCAGCACCAACAUGGUGGCUCACAAUCAUCUCUAAUUACAGUUUCAGGGUUUUGGAUGCCUUCUUCUGACUUUUGAGAGCACUGGGCGUGCAUGAUGCUAUGAAACGACUACAAAAAGAACUGUUGGCUUUGCAAAAUGACCCACCUCCUGGAAUGACUUUAAAUGAGAAGAGCGUGCAGAAUUCAAUCACACAGUGGAUCGUAGACAUGGAAGGUGCACCAGGUACCUUAUAUGAAGGGGAAAAAUUUCAACUUCUGUUUAAGUUUAGUAGUCGAUAUCCUUUUGACUCUCCUCAGGUCAUGUUUACUGGUGAAAAUAUUCCUGUCCAUCCUCAUGUGUAUAGCAAUGGUCAUAUCUGUUUAUCCAUUCUAACAGAAGACUGGUCCCCAGCGCUCUCAGUCCAGUCAGUGUGUCUUAGCAUUAUUAGCAUGCUUUCCAGCUGCAAAGAAAAGAGACGACCGCCAGAUAAUUCCUUUUAUGUGCGAACAUGUAACAAGAAUCCAAAGAAAACAAAAUGGUGGUAUCAUGAUGAUACUUGUUGAUGCCACUGUUAUCAUCCUCGUAGCAGAAGAUAGUCCUACUGAGAAAAUGAGCACUUUGAUCAUUCAGUCUUUGAACUUUAACCUUUGACUGGAAGUGACCUAUAGGCAAUGAAGACUACUUCCUUUUACUGCAUUUUUACUCGUGUGCAUUCUGGGCGCAUGUUGAUCGCUGGCUCAGUCCAGGCAACUGACAUGCUUUUAUAUUAGUCAUACAGUAUUAAUGCAGGUGUCAGGAAAUGUCAAAUAUAAUUCCAUUUUUUAUUUUUAUUUUUUUAAGCUUUUGGAAAAGUUCCAGGUCCUCAUGUAUUGUGCAAUAACAGUGACUUCCUCGGUGGUUUGGGGACGUUCAUUGCCGGCAAUGGACGUUGAUACAGGAAGAGUUUUCUUAACUCCUGCCACUUGGUGAUUAAUGCAUGAUAGGGCCUAUGAAAUGAAUUUAUCGGUUAUCGUGGGAUUAUAAGGAAAGUGAGGGAUCCAACAUUACAUUGAAAGUCACCCCAACCGUUUAUAUUUGGAUUCUAUGCACUGUGAUCCUAAGGCUAACAGCAUGAAAUAACAUGCAUCUUUAAAGGACCGUAAGAAAGAUCAUUGCGUAUUUAUUUAAUCGUUUAUAUCUGCUGUCAAAUUGUUUUGACAUGGAAAGUUUUCAAGGAACAUUGGCAGAGAGGUACAAUAUGUUAUCCCUAUGGUGAAAAUAAACUCAUUUGUUGUACAUAGUCCUCAAUCUCUGAAGUAAAGGUGUGAAUAAUAUAGGGUGUGAAUGGUUUAACCAAGGCUUUAUUUUGGAAGUAAAAAAAAAAAAAAUGGCAGUGAUGCUUAAGUUACCGCCAUCCAUUAUUUGGGCCUGUUCUUUUUCCCCAGUAUGUUACACUCUGUUACUUCCUGCUAGCCAUCAGCAUGAGCCCUAUGCCUAAACACUAUUUCUUUAUUUAUGUUUGGAAUCCAUGAACAUUUUUGUUUGUAAUCUUGUUUCUUUUGUUACAUUUUAAGUUGUUUGAAUGUUAUAGUACUUUAAUUGAAAGACUUUUGUCAAGUUUUUUUCUUGUAAAUUUUCUUUACUUGUAUCAUCUUGUCCUUCAAUCCUGUACCCUAAAAUGAGAAAUACAUUUUUGACAGAGGCUUAAUGUUUUAACAAAAGAGUGUGGACAUUUUUAUUUGAAGAUUUUGGCAAAAGAACACUAUAAAAUGAUAGGUUUGCUUAUUUGUUUCACACAACCAUACAGGGUUUCUUGGAAGAAUUUGUUUGUUUGUUGAAAAGAUUUUGCUUACAGCUAGAUGAAGUUUUUCUAUCUGUCUGUCUGUACCUGUCUGUCUGUCUGUCUAUCUAUCUCUAUCUAAUCUAUAAUACAGUUGUUGGAAAGGUUCCAUUCUAAGUACCAUGUACCAUGUAAGUUAAUGAUGCUACAACUAGGUCUUUUUAAGAAGCAAUUAAUGUAUUUUAUAAAUUACCUUUUCACAUAUGCAAGAUCUGUUUCUAUGACAAUGUUAUUUUUACUAAUGCCUUACUGUUGCACUCUUUUUGAAUAUCCUUCCAUGACUAGAUUAAUUGAUUUGGGCUUAAAAAUGAAAGCCAAUUGGCUGAAAGGUCUGACAUAUGUACCCCCAUAAAAUCAUCCAAUUGAUAAUUGGUAAAGAAUAUUUUAAAAAUUGUUUUUAAUCUCUGUGUAGAUGACAUUUUGUAGCUUUGUACAUGUUGUUAAUUAAGGGCAUAUAAUUUUACACUCUAAAAGUAUAACUGCUGAACUCAGGGGUGGGUAGACUUCAAAAAUAUGUCUGCUGUAGAAAUAACUUGAAAAAACAAUUAAAACCACGGCCAGCCACCAAA